Molecule: messenger RNA, 4472 nt
Organism: Zalophus californianus (California sea lion)
Lineage: Eukaryota; Metazoa; Chordata; Mammalia; Carnivora; Otariidae
Gene: SENP6
Product: SUMO specific peptidase 6
Exons: 25
Coding region: 244-3513 (1089 amino acids)
Biological process (GO): regulation of kinetochore assembly; regulation of spindle assembly; protein desumoylation
Cellular component (GO): cytoplasm; nucleus
Molecular function (GO): SUMO-specific endopeptidase activity
Source: RefSeq, a predicted model, not a curated record
CAUGGAUUAAGAAGGAGGCGGCGUGGGAGGAGGAAGAUGGCGGCUGGCAAGAGCGGCGGCAGCGCUGGGGAGAUUACUUUUCUGGAAGAAGAUCAAGGAGCUUCCAGAAACACCAACAGCACCAAACAGCUGCCUGAUAAUGACCUUGGACAAAACUAAAUGUAUGCUGGCAUCCUGCCGAAAGGUCCAUAGAAACCCACUGAAUGGAAUGAAGAACUUUGGCUAGAUCAGAAUCUAAGAGAGAUGGAGGUUUUAAAAAUAAUUGGAGCUUUGAUCAUGGAGACGAAAGUGAAGGAGAUACAGAUAAAGAUGAGGCAAAUCUACUCAGUGUCGAUGAAGAUGAGGAUUCCGAGACUUCAAAAGGAAAAAAAGUUAAAUCGUCAAUCUGGAAUUGUUUCUACCAGUUCUGGUGAUCCCUGGAAGACAUGUACAAGACGAAGCAAGGCUGAAAGUUUAAAACCUUUAAAAGGCAACCCAAUUGGACUUAACAUGUUAAGCAACAAUAAGAAAUUGAGUGAAAAUGCACAAAAUGCAUCAAUAUGUUCUGGAACUGUAGUUCAUGGUAGACGUUUUCAACAUGCUAAUGCACAGAUAUCACUAGUAAAAACAGCAGCCCAAAGCAGUCUGGACCAAAAGGAAAGGAAAGAAUACCCACCUCAUGUACAAAAAUUUGAAAAUAAUUCUGUAAGGUUGAGUCGGCCUCAAGGUGUUGAUCGCGUAAUGAAGAAAACUGAAGAGUCUGAAUCACACCUGGAGUCUGAAAUUAAAAGGAAAGUACCACAGAAACGUCACAGUAGCACAUAUCAGUCUCCGCCUCCUCUGUCUCCUGCUUCAAAAAAAUGUUUAACUGAUUUAGAGGAUUUGCAAAGAAAUUGCAGACAAGCUAUAACUUUGAGUGAAUCUGCUGGACCAUUAUUAAGAACAUCAAUUCAUCAGAAUUCUGGAGGACAGAAGGCACAAAACACAGCAUUACCAUCCAAGAAGUUUUAUGGCAACAGUGUGGGAAAGAUUCCAGUUGAUAUUAUUGUGAAUUGUGAUGAUAGUAGACAGAAUUAUUUACAGACUAAUGGGAAAGUCAUUUUACCUAGGGCAAAAGUAGCCAAAAUCACAAACCUGAAAGAAAGGAAAACAAGCCUGUCAGACCUAAAUGAUCCAAUAAUUUUGUCCAGUGAUGAUGAUGAUGAUGACAAUGACAGGACUAACAGAAGAGAAAGCAUAUCUCCUCAACCUGCUGAUUCAGCAUGUUCUUCCCCAGCACCAUCCACUGGAAAAGUAGAAGCAGCACUAAAUGAAAAUAUCUGUAGAGUAGAGCAUGAACUAAGAAGCAUUCCAGCAGAUUCAGAGUUAAAUACAGUUACAUUGCCAAGAAAAGCAAGAAUGAAAGACCAGUUUGGUAAUUCUAUUGUCAACACACCUCUAAAACGUCGUAAAGUGACGUCUCAAGAAACUUUAGUUGAUCCUGUAUCUUUAAGCUGCCAAAGUUCCUUUGACAGUGUCAUUUUAAACUGUCGAAGUAUACGAGUAGGAACACUCUUCCGGCUAUUAAUAGAGCCUGUAAUUUUUUGUUUAGAUUUUAUCAAGAUACAGCUAGAAGAACCAGAAAAUGAUCCUGUAGGGAUUACUUUAAAUACCUCUGAUCUAACUAAAUGUGAAUGGUGUAAUGUCCGAAAAUUGCCAGUCGUGUUUCUUCAGACAAUACCAGCAGUUUAUCAAAAGCUGAGCAUGCAGCUGCAAAUGAAUAUGGAGGAUAAAGUUUGGAAUGAUUCUAAGGGAACAAAUAAAUUAAAAAAUUUGGAAGAACAAUACAUAAUUUUAAUUUUUCAAAAUGGCCUUGAUCCUCAGGCAAAUAUGGUAUUUGAAAGUAUCAUUACUGACAUUGGCAUAAAGAAUAAUGUGUCCAAUUUUUUUGCAAAAAUCCCCUUUGAAGAAGCCAAUAGCAGACUUGUUGCCUGUACAAGAACAUAUGAAGAGAGCAUCAAAGGAAGUUGUGUGCAAAAGGAAAACAAAAUUAAAAAUGUGUCUCUUGAAUCUAAAAUACAACUUAAAAACAAGCAAGAAUUUCAAUUUUUUGAUGAUGAUGAAGAAACUGGAGAGAAUCAUACCAUCUUCAUGGGCCCUGUGGAAAAAUUGAUAGUAUAUCCACCACCUCCAGCUAAGGGAGGCAUCUCUGUUACUAAUGAGGAUCUGCACUGUCUAAGUGAAGGAGAAUUUUUAAAUGAUGUUAUUAUAGACUUUUAUUUGAAAUAUUUGGUGCUUGAAAAACUGAAGAAAGAAGAAGCUGACCGAAUUCAUAUAUUCAGUUCUUUUUUCUAUAAACGCCUUAAUCAGAGAGAAAGAAGAAAUCUUCACGAAACAACUAAUCUAUCAAUACAGCAAAAGCGACAUGGGAGAGUAAAAACGUGGACCCGGCAUGUAGAUAUUUUUGAGAAGGAUUUUAUUUUUGUACCCCUUAAUGAAGCUGCACACUGGUUUUUGGCUGUUGUUUGUUUCCCUGGUUUGGAAAAACCAAAGUAUGAACCUAAUCCUCAUUACCAUGAAAAUACAGUCAUGCAAAAAUGUUCAGCUGUAGAGGACAGUUGUAUUUCUUCUCCUUCAGCCAGUGAAAUGGACAGUUGUUCACAAAACUCUUCUGCCAAGCCUGUAAUUAAGAAGAUGCUAAACAGAAAACAUUGCGUAGCUGGAAUUGAUUCAAGUGCCGAACAGGAAGAAAGUGACCCUCAUUAUCGGAGAAACAUAGGCAGCGUGAAAUGUAGUCUGAAAAAAAUAAAUCAUACUGCAAGUGAAAAUGAAGAAUCGAAUAAAGGAGAAUCUGCAUGCCAGAAAGUUAAUGAUAGGACUAAAAGUGAAAAUGGCCUACAGAAUGAAUAUUUAAGUUCUGUGCACCAUACAGAUGGCUUAAGCAAAAUUAGACUAAACUAUAGUGAUGAAUCAACUGAAGGUAGCAAAAUGCUUGAAGAUGAACUCAUCGACUUCUCAGAAGAUCAGGAUAACCAGGAUGAUAGCAGUGAUGAUGGAUUCCUUGCCGAUGACAACUGCAAUUCAGAAAUAGGACAGUGGCAUUUAAAGCCUACUAUCUGUAAACAACCUUGUAUCCUACUGAUGGACUCACUUAGAGGCCCUUCUCGAUCAAAUGUUGUAAAAAUUCUAAGAGAGUAUUUAGAGGUGGAAUGGGAAGUUAAAAAAGGAAGCAAAAGAAGUUUUUCCAAAGAUGUUAUGAAAGGCUCUAAUCCAAAAGUACCCCAGCAAAACAACUUCAGUGAUUGUGGUGUAUAUGUGUUACAGUAUGUAGAGAGCUUUUUUGAGAAUCCAAUUCUCAAUUUUGAACUACCUAUGAAUUUGGCAAACUGGUUUCCUCCCCCAAGAAUGAGAACAAAAAGAGAAGAAAUCCGAAACAUAAUUCUGAAGCUUCAGGAAGAUCAGAGCAAAGACAAAAAGAAGCAUAAGGACACUUACUCAACAGAAACAUCUUUAGGUGAAGGAACAGAACAAUAUGUCAAUAACAUCUCAGAUUGAUCCAUUUCUGAUGCUUGUCAGUAUUGCCUUCAGAAACUGAGUGGCUUUCAGCUUUGGAUAUAGACAGUAAAGAACUGAAGUGUUCACUACUCAGAGUGAUCUGGAAAUGUUAAUGCUUGUAUAAAUGUCAUAUAAUUAAUUUCCGAUGGAGUAUGUAUUAAGUAAAAGUUUGUAAAUAUGUUAAUGAGGCCAAUUUUUCCAGCAUUUAUAAUUAUUUUUUUCACUUGUUAGGAAGCUUUUGUUAUGUAUUUUCUGUUAAUAGUACUUAAAACUGCAACUUCUAAACACAAAAUAAAUAAAAAGAAAAUAUUUAUAGGAGGAAAUGAUUAAUUUGAUAUUCUUUAGUGAAUUUGUAUUAAAUUCCUUAGUGAGUGUGACAUAUUUCAUGGGAAUAUUCAAGUAUCUAUGAUAAUCUUUUGACCUUCUGCAUUUGUUCUAAAAUAACUUGAAACAUGAAAAUAUGAUUAAAUAUAAGACAUUUUGGACAAGAAAGACAUCUUCAUAUGCUUGUAUAGUGGAAAAAAAUAACAGCUUUUUAAUUCAUACACUCCCUUGUGUUCAGAGAACCCCAAAAAUGUAAUAUUUAUAAUUUUACACAAAUAUUUAAGAAGCAGUAUUAAGAGAAAUUCAAAGAAAAAUAACCUUGAAUUAUACUACUAAAUAAUAAUUAUACUUUAUCAUACCUUAUUGUCAAGUACAUUUCUGAAGACAUCAAAGACUCAGGUUAAAACUAUUUUGGUAAGUGCAGCUUAAAUUUCAAAUAUCCCAUGUUACCUUUCUAUAUUAUAGCUUAAAGUAUGCUACAAUCUGUGUGAUAUAGUUAAUUAAUAAACGUUUUUAAUCUGUGUGGACACAGGAAUUUAAAUAGGAAUUUACUAUUUUUUGUAAUGGCUUUUGCUAUUUUUUCAUUGCUCAUUUUGUUCUCGUUAUUUUGAUAAACAAAGUAUCAGAUUUCUGUG